CAAAUUGCAUUGGCCGGACAGACCUGGAUGGCCUUUCGGGAAACGGAGGAAGAGAUCAGUCAAGUUUUCACGAAGUAUGAUGCUAACAAGGAUGGUAAAAUAUCCAAGGACGAGUUGAAAAAUGUUUUGAUGGAGUUGAAUGAAGGGAUCGCCCCUUUGCCUGCAGAAGUCGACUUCGUGAUGGAUUCAGCUGACGUGCUAGGUGAUCAGUCUUUGGGAAAGGGCGAGUUCAUGUAUGCUAUAUCCAUUUGGUACACCUUGGAAGAGGCAAAAGUGACUCAAAGCGAAUGUUGCACAAUA
This is a messenger RNA of Guillardia theta CCMP2712, 300 nucleotides long. RefSeq lists its product as hypothetical. Gene Ontology annotation, molecular function: calcium ion binding. The annotation marks the transcript as partial. The record is from RefSeq and is a predicted model, not a curated record. The transcript has a single exon. NCBI's taxonomy places the organism in Eukaryota, Cryptophyceae, Pyrenomonadales, Geminigeraceae.